Adineta steineri is the source of this 854-nucleotide messenger RNA. Lineage: Eukaryota; Metazoa; Rotifera; Eurotatoria; Adinetida; Adinetidae. The record is from the annotation of a GenBank genome assembly.
AUGUUUUUGUAUUCAUUUGGCUGCUGCUUGGCUCAAAAUCGAACAUCUACGACUGCAACGAUUAACGGAUCUGAUACAGCAGUAACUGAAAAUACAUCAAAUAAACGUUGGUUUCAUCUUGUUAAUGAAUCAUUUAGUGAAAAACAACUUGGAGAACUUGCUGAUGAAUUUCUUGCUAUCUAUGAAAAAUGUCCAGAAAAAAUCAAGAAAAAACUUGUUUAUCAAAGCGAACGACAAUCACAAUCGAAUCCAAAUGAAGGUGGUGCAUCUUCAUCUCAACAUAAUCUAUCCGCAUCUAAUGCUCAAUUACGUCCAACAGAUUUGGCUGAUAGUGUCGUACCACAAGGUUCUACUCGUAUUAAAACUGAAAUUAAAACUGAAUCUCGACCAAAUCAACCACCAUUACCGCAAAGUCGGCCUGUACAACCACCACUUCCACCACCAUCUCAAACAUCAUCCGGUGCUAUUAAACGAGAACCAUCAGCAGCAGCUCCAACAUUUUCAUCAUCAAAUCGUCCACCGGUGUCAUCACAUCCUCCACCAUUUCAACAUCCACCAUCUUCACAUUAUCAAGCUCAUCAUCAUGUUAAUAAUAAUUACAAUCAACAUUCUCGUUAUCCACCACAACAAACCCGUCCUGGACUACCGCCUCCAAAUCGAUCAUCACAACAACAACCACUUCCACCUCCACAACAUAGUAAGAUACAACUUUCUAAGUGUUAUUAGAAUUUGACUAACUUAAGUGUAAUCAAAAAGAUUUCUUGAGAUUGAGGAAGACGUAAUGUUACCAAUGAGAAAUAAUAAAGCGAGUACAUGAGUUUCUUCAAACAAUAAUAUAUCUCGGAUAUCUGUUA